Molecule: messenger RNA, 1953 nt
Organism: Culicoides brevitarsis
Lineage: Eukaryota; Metazoa; Arthropoda; Insecta; Diptera; Ceratopogonidae
Product: transmembrane protein 120 homolog
Exons: 7
Coding region: 323-1540 (405 amino acids)
Cellular component (GO): membrane
Source: RefSeq, a predicted model, not a curated record
CGGCAAUAAUUGGAGAUAAAAUAAUAACACAUCAAAAGUUCACAAUUCGUCUUAAAUUAUGCAAUAACAAAUAGGAGAUAACACGGCAUUUAUCGCAGAACAAUAAAGAUACUCGUUAAUCAAGUGUAUUCCGGCAAAUUAUGAACGUGAAUGCCGAAAGCCAGCUUUAGCUUUUUUUAGAACGAAAUCAAUUGUAUAUUAUCGACACAGAGCGACAGACAACAGGCACAAAACUAGGUUAAAGUAUUUGAAUUUGAAGGUGAAAAAAGCAUUUCGUGUGUGUGUGUUUGUGUUUGUACGGAGGAAAUUACAUUGAAGGAUAAUGUCGUCGGUGCCGGCUGCUGUUUACACUGUUUCCGAACUGCAAAAGGAAUUUGUCGAAUUGAGUGAGGAAUUCAAGGAACUUGAGACCGUCAACCAAGAAUAUUUGGAGUUGCUGGAAGGACUCGAGGAUCUACAGACAAAAUGUACAAAGAACAUAAAUCAUCAGCGAUAUCGCAUAAAUGAAAUAUCCAAAAAUUUAAAAAUAAACCAGAAGAAGGCAAAGACUGUGGAAGACAAACAAAACAUUGCUCAGUUAGAAAAUAAAUUGUUGAAACGGAAGGCGCAACUCAACGAAAUUGAACAAAGUCUGCCGAAGAAAAAUAGUUUAUACUUGAAGAUCAUACUCGGCGAUGUGAACGUCUCGAUAUUAAAUCGCAACGACAAAGUGCGGUACAAAGAUGACUACGAGAAGUUUAAGCUGAUCCUCAACGUCAUCGGCUUGGCAAUGUCAUUUUUGAAUUUGAUAUUUAACAACAGGGCAUUGGAACUUGCAUUUAUAUUUUUGUUGGUAUGGUAUUACUGUACUCUGACAAUUCGCGAAUCAAUUUUGAAGGUUAAUGGAUCACGCAUCAAAGGAUGGUGGCGUUUGCAUCAUUUCAUCUCUACCGUAUCUGCAGGCGUUUUACUCGUAUGGCCUCAAGGAGAGACAUGGCAACUGUUUCGAUUACAAUUUGUGUAUUUUAAUGUUUACAUAAGCAUAGUUCAAUACCUGCAAUUCGGUUAUCAAAAGGGACUUUUGUAUCGUUUGAAAGCUCUUGGCGAACGACACGAUAUGGAUAUUACUAUCGAGGGUUUUCACUCAUGGAUGUGGCGUGGCUUGAGUUUUUUGUUGCCCUUCCUUUAUGGCGGAUACGUUUUUCAAGUAUAUAACGCAUGGACUUUGUACAAGUUAUCAUCGCAUCCGGAGGCAUCGUGGCAAAUUCCCGUGCUUAGUUUAUGUUUCUUCAUUCUAUUUGUCGGAAAUACCGUUACUACGAGCAUGACAGUGCCACAAAAGAUGAAAGGCAAAAGCAAGGAUCGUUAUCGACUCAUGUCUCUGUCGUGGGCACUCAAAAUGCGACAACAGAUACGGGGAGACAAGAGCGAAAGAACACGCACUGAUAGCGUCUCCGUAUCAUCGCAACCCCAAUCAACCGUCAACAGUAACGCACCAAGUCCAACAACACCUGACUUACCCGUUUUUCCUGAAAUUUCGGAAAACGCAAAAGACAAAUAAUCAUUCAACUAAAACUUAACAAAAUGAAUAACUUAUCAUCCAGUGGUAGAAUUUUCGUCAUAGCAGUAUCGAAAUAAUGGGUUACCAAUUAAAUGUUUGACUUUUACGAAACAAAUCAAUUUGUUUAUAAAAAAAAAUAAAGGAAAAAAAAUCAGUGAGAAACGCAUGAAAUAAGACUUUAAAAAGUUGGAGAAAAUUUAGAAUUUAAGUGUUAAAUUAACUUUUAAGAUGAAAAAAAGUGAAAUUUAAAUCCAUUUUUGUGUGUAAUGUAAAUAAAUCACAACCUAUUUAACAUCAGAAAAUCUCACAACUUUACUUAUUCCUUCGAAUAAAAAACGGUUUUCUGCGGAUUCGUGACAAUAAUUUUGAAAUCACGUACUAUUGACCCAGAAUUAUUUAUUUAUUGUAUCAAC